Zootermopsis nevadensis is the source of this 4054-nucleotide messenger RNA. RefSeq names its product vesicle transport protein Sec20 (gene Sec20). The record is from RefSeq and is a predicted model, not a curated record. Gene Ontology annotation, cellular component: SNARE complex; endoplasmic reticulum. Gene Ontology annotation, molecular function: SNAP receptor activity. Gene Ontology annotation, biological process: retrograde vesicle-mediated transport, Golgi to endoplasmic reticulum. NCBI's taxonomy places the organism in Eukaryota, Metazoa, Arthropoda, Insecta, Blattodea, Termopsidae.
GCGCUAUGUUAUUGAAGAGUUAAGCUGUCUUCGUGUAACGUCAGUCGCAGACGAUACUUCCCAAGUUUGUCGCUUAAAUGCAGUAAAGUAGUAUGAUAAUUCACGUUAACCUAAGUUCCGAAGUACUAAAUAAAAUAUGGAUGACAAUCACGUUGUAGAUGUUGUAAGACAAGAGAUUGUGAACCAUAACCUACUUAUUAAGGCCCUGAUUCAGGAUAUCUAUGCAUGUCCAGGGCCACUUGAAGUUUUAAAUGAACUGAACAGAGAAGGUCGAUAUAAGAUUGGGAUUCUCAGAAAACAUAUACAUCACUUAGAGGGUCUUGCCAAAGAGCAGAAAAAGGAAUCAGGAAGAAUAAAGCUUUUGAAGGAAGUGGAAAGCCAUCAGCAACAACUGACAAGUACCCUCGGAGCAUUUCAAAAGGCCAACAUUAUGUGUAUGUUUACAAUUGAAAAGUCCAACAAGGAGGAGCUUUUAGAUGAAGGAUCAGAAGAGACUAUUUUACACCACAGGCAGCGUAAGGAUAAAGAAGGACUGGUCAAAAUGUCAUCAGAUGUCACAGAUCAGUUACUAUCAAUUAGUCGUCAUUUGGCUGACACAACACAACGCAGUGCUGAUACGCUUGAAACAUUAGCAAAUUCAACAAGCAAUGUUCAGGACACUCAUGAUGAACUUCAGACAACUGGAAGUGCCAUAAGUCAAUCUGGAAAACUACUUGCUAAAUAUGAUCGUCGUGAAUCCACUGAUAAGGUUAUUUUAUUUUUAGCAUUUGUAUUCUUUCUUUUCUGUGUUUUGUAUAUAAUACAGAAAAGAUUAUAUUAAUUUACAUUGUACUACAGUCAUUACUCUAAGUGUUUACCACAUUGCUUAUGUAUAAGGAUCAAAGUGCAGUGUUCACUGAUUUGGUGAAAAUCUGAAACGUCUUAUAAGUUUAUGAUUAAUUGUAGAAACAAUGACAUAUAUCAGAAAAUUAUUUAUGCGUACAACUGUUUUGAACAGUAAAAUAAUUUCUGAAAACACUAAUGUGGGCAACUAUUCAGCUGCUGGAACAUGUCUGUUCUUGCAAGAUGGUUAUUUUAUUAUUUCACAGUAGUAUAUUAACUUUUGUUAGUUAUGUGGCAUCAAAUUAACCAUACUAGAAUGUUGCAGUUGAUGAACUGGGAGAGAUUCAGAAGCAAUUGUGACUAACUUUAAGGUACUAUCUCAGGGGCUGCCUAAGAGGACAGAAAAAUAAGUCUCAAAUCGUGGCAGUCAUUUUACCAGCCAAAAUUGUAAAAGUAUUCUGUCUGAAUUUGAGUCAGACAUGGUGUCACUGUGCCAAAUUGUGCACCACAAUUUAAAUGUGAAAAUGAAAUAAACAUGUUUCCAUAAUUUGUAAUAAGUCAAAAACUUAUCAAAUGAAUCUUGUGAGACCUCUACUAUUGUAUGACUGUGGGCAGUGUUGAAAAAUCAGUUAUAAAAAAUACUUCAUAUCAAAUUCACAAAUCAGUUACGUAUGCUUCUAAUGUAAGUGUUACUCCUAUAAAAAUCUUUGUUUAUAACAAAAUUUCUUUCAUAUAAAGUGUUUCAUUUCUUGUCAUCCUAGACAUUUUAAGGAGGUUUGAUCCCAUACAUUCACUCUUUUAAUGUGGACUUAUUUUAAAAAUAAGAUAACAUUUGCCAAUUAUGCAACACUCAGCAUCUUUAAACAGCAGCGCAGCAGUGGUAACAAAUUGUAAUUACAUAUAUAUUUCAUGACCAAACUAUAUUAAAAUUGACAACAGAAGAACCAGCUCAGCAUUAAAAUAAUUAUUGUUUCUUCAAUUAAAAUUUUGAGGAGGAUGAUUAUCUUUUGUGCAUGGUUAAUAUAUACUGAUACAUCUCAUUAAAUCAGUUGCUACAACAAAGUAGAAGUAUUGAAUUGCUCUUUUGGACUUCAUCCAUCAUUUAAAUUACAGAAUUAUAUUUUAAAAGAUGAAUUCUGCUUUCAAUGUCAGGUGGAAAAGAUAUGUUUCACGGCUUCUCUGUCUCCCCCCCCCCAUCUGAUGAUGAAAGCAGAUUCCAACCUUCAAAAUGUAAUUUUAUGACUGAAUAAUUUAGACAAUGGACAAAGUCCAAAAUAUCAAUUUAACACAAAAAGUAGUCAUAUGGGAACAUUUUAAUGUUUCUUCAGGAUAAAUUUAUUCUUUUGUAUUACAAUAUGUAGGACGGUUAUCUACAGAUUUCAUUGGUACAGCCAAUAAAUUGAAUCUAACCAUGAACUAAGUCUUGCUAUUUUUUAUAGCAUGCAUAGUAAAAUUAUUGGCCAACUUACGUUCUCAUUCCUUCAUUUUCUGCACAUGUCGUUUCUGAAAUAAGUGAAAUAUAACUGUUGUGUACAUGCAUAAGAAACUUGUAUUUUACAUUAAACAUGAAAGUCUAUUGUAUUCAAAGAGAAUGUAGGAUGGGACAUGUCCAAACAUAUUCACUGAUAUAAGUGACAAUGUUUUAAAUAUAACAAACUCCACAGUAGAGAAUAUUAUUUUAAAAGUUACGAAUUAUUUAAACAGUCAAAUUUUUUUCUACUUUUACCUGUCAUAUUGUUCACAAAAGCCUAGUUCAAAUUUGUACCUUUCACAAACACUAGAACAUUAUUAAAAAAAACUGGUACUCUUAUUGAUUGUUAUGUGGUUUCUGAAUUGGAAAUGUAUGGGUAAUUAACUCAAGGUUAUGACAGGAUGAAUGUGUAGCACAAAUGGGGGGGGAAUUCAUACAAAAUUUGGAUGGAAAAACCUCUUUCUUGGUAGUCACUUAACAAAUCAAGAAGGGGAUGAAUGGAAAUUAAGUAUUCAUGGCUCAUUUUAAGGUAAUAUGUUUUUUUUAAAUAGGGAAUGAGGAAACCUUGAGAAAUCUGUUAGGGUAGUCAAUUUCUAACUGAGAUUCUAACUAGGUACCUUCUAAAUGGAUACCAGUCAAAAACGUGAACAGUGUGAUACUUAAACACAUGUAGACAUUUAUAAUAUUAUCAACUGGGGAGAAGUACUGACCACAAAACUCAGAAUCUGCUGUUACACAGAACAGGUUAGCAUAGUAAUAAUAAAUAUGAUGAAAAUUUUGGAAGUAUCUGGGUCAAAUCUCUGCUGCUCUGAGGCUUGGAAUUAUUUUCCUCAGUCCUGCCACACAAAUGCAAAUAUACUGCAACUACUUCCACAUAACACCAGUUUCAUUCAUGGCCAUCUCGAUAAUCUCUCUCCACACAUGGCAAAGAAAUUGAAAUUUCUGAGACUGCAAAUAACUAACACCAUGGAUUAGAGUCUUUCUUAAGAAACUGACAGUCAUAGCUACUCAAGAAAUUACCCAACUUUGAAGAGACAUGAAGGUUCAUUACAAUGUUCACAAAAGCCUAGUGACCCCUACCUGAGCCAGCUUACUACAGUCUGCACCAUAUUUUCAGAAUAAAAUAAAUAUAACAAAGGUGAAGAUGACAGAGGCAAGUGGCAAAUUUGUAUGACUGAUGUAAAGUAGAAUUACACUUAUCAGAAACUUUCACAGUGGCCUAUGAUGUCAUACAGUCAUCCUCUUGACCUCCUACAAAAGGAUGGUAAAAGUGUAAUAAUUUGUGUUUAUAAAAGUUCAAUGAUCUAACUCCCUUUCAGUCUCAAAUAUCAUACAGGGGCAAGUGCCACUUUAUUUCACAUCAUCUAUACUAUCCACAUUACAGAAUAUACAAAUUCACUUGACAAGUGGCAGAAAAAAGAGGAUGAUUGGAAACCUAGGGGUAGAUAGGAGGGUAAUAUUAAAAUGGAUAAUAAGGGAAUAGGUUAUGUAUGUGUGAGCUGGAAUGAAUUCUCAGGAUAGUGGUCACUGCUGAGGUAUUGUGAUGAUGGUGAUAAAUCCUCAGAUUCAAUAGCAGCAAAGAAUGUCUUGAUAAGCUGAGUAUUAUUUAAAAAAUCUACUGUUCCAUUAAGUUAGUGAAUAUGAAAUUUGAUAUUGAUUCUGCAGUAAUUUUAAGAAGUGUGUAUGAUUAUAAGCAACUGUUUUUAAGUAUUUACUGUUAAUGACUAAGUUCUUUGGAUAUAAAAUAAUAUAUACUUGGUU